CAUACAUAUCUAUCUAUCGCUGAGCCAGAUAACAGCUGAGCAGAUACAUCGAUUUAACUAACUUACAAUAGGUUCAAGAAAGGAACAUGGCAUGGCAUUGCAGUGGAACUACAAACCAAGAAAUGGUGAUGAAGUUAAAAGAAGCAGGUAUUCUGUCGUCAGACAGAGCAGAGGCAUCGAUGCUAGCUGUAGACAGGGGGAGAUAUUGCCAUGAACCAGAACCAUAUAUUGAUCGUCCAAGAAGAAUCGGAUUCAAUGUAACAAUUAGUGCUCCCCACAUGCACGCCUAUGCCUUGUCUAUUCUGUCUGAUCAGUUAUUCGAUGGAGCCAAAGCAAUGGAUGUUGGAUCUGGGUCUGGUUACUUGACAGCUUGUAUGGCAUACAUGGUAGGCUCGCGUGGCCGUGUGAUCGGUAUCGAUCAUAUACCCGAACUGAUAGAACUCUCCAUAAAAAAUGUACGCGAGGAUUGUCCUCAUUUCAUCAAAGAAGGCCGUGUUAAUUUCAUUGUGGGAGACGGUAGAUUGGGACAACCUGCUGAUGGCCCUUACAACGCGAUACACGUUGGAGCAGCAGCUGAAACUUUACCUCAGCAGUUAAUAGACCAGCUAGCUCCUGGGGGACGACUAAUUUGUCCGGUAGUUUCCAUAGAAGGUUUCCAAAGGUUUCAAGAUCUCCUUCAAGUGGACAAGAAUGCCGAUGGCACGGUCACGAAGAAGAAGCUGAUGCAAGUUUCUUAUGUACCUCUAACCGAUCCGGCUACACAAUUGCAUAAAGAUUGAUGUACCAUUUUAAAGAUUUAGAAAUUGUUUAGGAAAUUCUUAACAGUCGUCGAUAAUGGCAAUGAUCGACGAAAUUCAAAUGAAAUCAUUUUUUUUCUUUCG
This is a messenger RNA of Dufourea novaeangliae, 881 nucleotides long. Its product is annotated as protein-L-isoaspartate(D-aspartate) O-methyltransferase-like. The record is from RefSeq and is a predicted model, not a curated record. Gene Ontology annotation, biological process: protein modification process. Gene Ontology annotation, molecular function: protein-L-isoaspartate (D-aspartate) O-methyltransferase activity. The coding region runs from base 87 to 779 and encodes 230 amino acids. NCBI's taxonomy places the organism in Eukaryota, Metazoa, Arthropoda, Insecta, Hymenoptera, Halictidae. The transcript has 6 exons. Gene Ontology annotation, cellular component: cytoplasm.